Ipomoea nil (Japanese morning glory) is the source of this 858-nucleotide messenger RNA. RefSeq names its product octapeptide-repeat protein T2-like. The transcript has a single exon. The coding region runs from base 1 to 858 and encodes 285 amino acids. NCBI's taxonomy places the organism in Eukaryota, Viridiplantae, Streptophyta, Magnoliopsida, Solanales, Convolvulaceae. The record is from RefSeq and is a predicted model, not a curated record.
AUGGAGGGAGGAACGAGAGAGGAGAGGGCAGGCGGAGAGGGAACAGAAGUAGGGGCGGGAGGAACGAGGAGGGAGAGGGCAAUGGCGGAGAGGGAACAGGAGAGGGACAGGAGACCAAAAAGACGAAAGGAGAAGAAAAAGGGGAGAGCAAAAAGGGAGAGAGAGAAGGAGAAGGGAAAACAAGACAGGAAGGCGCGACAAGGACACGGGGGAACAAGGGAAGGGAGGGGGCGCAGCGGGGAGCGCGGGGGGGGGGGACAAAAUGGCACGGGGGCGAAGCCGGGCAGCCCGACCGAGGACGGCGCAAAGGAGCAGGAACGGGGGAGGAAGGGAGAGCGCGGCAAAGGGGCAGAAGCGAGCAGGGGGAGGAGAGGAGGCGGCGAGGACGAGGCGCAAAAGAGGAGGAGGAGGAAAAGAAGCUGGGGCGGGAAAGGCGGAGCGAGGCGAGGGCGGAGAAGAAAGCGCGCGGAGGGCAGGGCGGGAGAACGGGGGGCGCCAAAACCCAAGGGCGGAGGGGCAAAGCCGACAGAGCGGGAGGGGGGCGGCGGAGAGGAAGGAGACGGAAAGAGAGGCAGGAACGGGCACAGCAAGCGGAAGGGGACCGCCGGGGGAGGAAAGAAAAGAGGGGGCAAGAAGCAAAAAAAAAAAGAGCGCGGGAAGGAAGCAAAGGGCCAACGGAGCACCACGCCUGGAGGGGGAAAGAGGCAGGGACGAAGAAGCCAGCCAAAGGAAGAGGAAGGAGACCGAACACGAGGCCAAAGAGAAAAACGGCAAGCAGGGCAAGGAGGGGGGGAAAGGAGAAAAAAGAGGGAAGAGGCAGACGAAAAGAGGAAGCCAAAGGGACAGGAAGCGCAAUGA